AUGGGGUCCGAGCCCCUCCCGAAGGAAGCCCCGGUGGGGGCCGAGACGGGCUCCCCACAGCCCAGCUGCCUGCAGACCACCCGGGCGUCCUCCAGGUCCCACCCAUCGUCGCAGACCGUGCCCCACUGGUGGUCGUGGAGAACCUCCACCCGCCCCGCGCAGCCGUGGGGACCCUCCACCAGCCGCAGCGUCGACGCGUCCUUAUGGAUUGAGGACAAGUCAUUAUGGGUUGGUGACAGGUCAUGGUGGGUUGGGGAGAGGUCAUGGUGGGUUAGGGACAGGUCAUUAUGGGUUGGGGACAGGUCAUGGUGGGUUUGGGACAGGUCCUUAUGGAUUGAGGACAAGUCAUUAUGGGUUGGUGACAGGUCAUGGUGGGUUGGGGAGAGGUCAUG
Messenger RNA from Merops nubicus (carmine bee-eater), 392 nucleotides. RefSeq names its product coiled-coil domain-containing protein 70-like. The annotation marks the transcript as partial. NCBI's taxonomy places the organism in Eukaryota, Metazoa, Chordata, Aves, Coraciiformes, Meropidae. The transcript has 2 exons. The record is from RefSeq and is a predicted model, not a curated record.